This is a messenger RNA of Cajanus cajan (pigeon pea), 768 nucleotides long. The record is from RefSeq and is a predicted model, not a curated record. NCBI's taxonomy places the organism in Eukaryota, Viridiplantae, Streptophyta, Magnoliopsida, Fabales, Fabaceae.
AUGGCUGAUCGAACGGCCAACAUGGCCGAGGAAAGACAAGACGGGGAGGUACAUAGCACGGCCGCUUUGGCUGAAGAAAAAAAAAAGAAAGAGGGAACAGAUUUCGAGGUCAAAAAGAAGGAAGAAAAACAAAAACAAAAGAAAGAAGAUGUAGACUUCGAGGUUGAAAAGAAGGAAGGAAAAGAAAAAAUAGAAAAAAAACGAGGGGACCAGGUCGUCUCGAAACAAACAGAAAAAGAAAAAAUGGAAAUUAAAAUGGACCAGGAGGUUGAAAACUUGGAAGAAGGUAAAGAGCAAGAGUUAGAAUUUAAACUAGAUUGUAUUUUCGAUGAUUCACCGUUGGGAUUCGAAAGAGCAACCAGAGAUGAUCAUAAGUUGGAAUCUCAGGAUCCACUCGAGGAAAUCAAUUUGGGAACAGUCGAAAAUAGAAAAGUAACUUACAUUAGCAAGCUCUUGCAAGGGGAAUUGAAGGAGGAACUAAUUCGAGUACUGAAUGAUUAUAAAGAUUGCUUUGCAUGGGAUUACAAUAAAAUGUCAGGAUUAGAUCGAGAAUUGGUAGAGCAUAGGCUACCCAUGAUCCCUGGAAAGAAACCUGUGAAGCAAAGCCCUCGAAGAUUCGCUCGUGAAGUAAUCGAGAAAAUCAAGGAAGAAAUCGAGAGAUUACUAAAAGCAAAAUUCAUCAAAACUUCAAGAUAUGCUGAGUGGAUAUCGAAUGUCGUGCCUGUUAUAAAAAAGAAUGGGAAACUCAGAGUAUGCAUCGAUUUUUGA